Molecule: messenger RNA, 363 nt
Organism: Striga hermonthica
Lineage: Eukaryota; Viridiplantae; Streptophyta; Magnoliopsida; Lamiales; Orobanchaceae
Source: the annotation of a GenBank genome assembly
AUGCGGCCGAAGUUUAAUUCCUCUUUGGUGGUCGACAUCUUUGUCCGCAUCACCGGCGACGAAGUCGACGAUGCGUCCUCCCUCGUGCCCAAUAUCAACUCGUUCGGCCUUAGUGCUUUACUGACGGUAGACCGCAAAGCAGAUGUGGUUGUCGGCUACUCUGUCGUGUGUGUGGAGGAGAAGGACAUGGAGGAGGGAUUGUUUCCAGUGAAGAGCGUGGACGAGGCCAUCGAGAUUCUGCUCGCUCGGAGGCCGAAUAAAUUGCUGGAGUUGAUGAGGUUGUCGUUCUGUGAUCCGGCCAAGGACUUGUCGUAUUGCUCUCUAUCGAAUUUUAUUGAUGUGAGUCUGGAAUAUACAGAGUAA